This is a messenger RNA of Pseudopipra pipra, 8512 nucleotides long. RefSeq names its product failed axon connections homolog, metaxin like GST domain containing (gene FAXC). Gene Ontology annotation, cellular component: cytoplasm. Bases 22 to 1242 code for a protein of 406 amino acids. The record is from RefSeq and is a predicted model, not a curated record. The transcript has 6 exons. Lineage: Eukaryota; Metazoa; Chordata; Aves; Passeriformes; Pipridae.
GAUGCGGGUGCCGGGCGCAGGAUGCUGUGGGGGGUGGGCCUGGCGGCGCCGCGCUCCUGCGUGGCGGACCUGAGCCGCAACCGCAGCCUGUCGCUGGGCUGGUGCGCGGGGCCCGAGGAGCCGCCGCCCGCCUUCUAUGGGGGCGAGAUCGUCGCCUUCCCGCUGUCGGGCGGCGGCGGCACCAUGGCGGCGCUGGGCUCCGACUCCUGGUGGAAGAAAACGCUGUACCUGACGGGCGGGGCCCUGCUGGCCGCCGCCGCGUACCUGCUCCACGAGCUGCUGGCCAUUCGGAAAGAGGAAGAGCUUGAUUCAAAAGAUGCUAUCAUACUGCAUCAGUUUUCAAGGCCUAGGAAUGGUGUUCCGAGUUUAUCGCCAUUCUGUCUGAAAAUGGAAACAUACUUGAGGAUGGCUGAUUUACCCUACCAGAACUAUUUUGAUGGAAAACUUUCCCCUCAAGGGAAAAUGCCUUGGAUUGAAUACAAUCACAAGAAAGUAUCUGGCACCGAGUUCAUUAUUGACUUUUUGGAAGAGAAGCUUGGAGUGAAUUUAAAUAAACACCUUGGUCCACAUGAAAGAGCUGUUUCCAGAGCUGUGACAAAAAUGGUGGAGGAGCACUUAUACUGGACUUUAGCUUAUUGCCAAUGGGUGGAAAAUCUUCAUGAGACGCAAAAGAUGGUUUCUCUUUUUGGCCCCUUCAGCGACUUGCUGAAGUGGAUCUUCUGCCAUCUGACCAAAGGAAUCGUGAAGCGGGAAAUGUACGGCCAUGGCAUUGGCCGCUUCUCAGAGGAGGAGAUGUACACACUGAUGGAGAAGGACAUGCGGACUCUGGCAGGCCUCCUGGGUGACAAGAAGUACAUUAUGGGAUCAACUGUUUCCACCGUUGAUGCCACCGUCUUUGGACAUCUGGCACAGGCAAUGUGGACGCUACCAGGGACUCGACCAGAGAGACUAAUCAAAGGUGAACUGAUUAACCUUGCUAUGUAUUGUGAAAGAAUAAGGAGGAAAUUUUGGCCAGAAUGGCACCACGAUGAUGAUAACACUCUGUAUGAAUCCGAGGAAAGCAGCGAAGCAAGCAAGACUUACUCCCCUUUGCAGGACUUCAGUUUUUAUUCAAGGACAGAAACAUUUGAUGAGGAAGGGAAUAGUAUUUCCCAAACGCCUGAUACCGAUUACACUGGACACUCCCUCUUUGAUUCAGAUGUGGACAUGGAUGAGUACAGAGAUCAGGAACAAUGCAAGUGAUGUGUACAAGUGUCUCCCAUUGUGCAGAUAAGCUGUUUCUUGGGGUCAGUCUGAUUUGUUUUCUCCUUCAGGUCAGGAAUAGGUUUAUACCACUUUGGAAGAGACCAUUGUGCUUGACUCAGCUGUCAUGUGCUACUUGGACUAUUUCAACUGUAUUUCAUUUUGUCUUACUGUGCAGGUGGAACCAAGGUAAACACUUAUUUAAAACACACAUGGGCAAACUAGAGCUCUAGAGGACAACAGGACCUUUCCAUCUACAUUUUUGUUCGUGCUCAAAAACAGAUCCCCCAUCCAAGUGGGACAGACUUCUGGGAAGUGGAGCAUUUGUCACUGCUGGUUUGUGUUAAUAUCUUAUCUUUACAGGAGUGGGUUGAGGACAUAAAUGGAAGAGGUAUGACUGGCACAGCUUUCUUCCAUGGAAGAAAAUGAUUGAUGCUUUAAUGAAAAGGCCCUGGAGGUGCUGGUUGACUGCACCUCAGUAUGAGCCAGUGGUGUGCCCUGGUGGAUCAGAUGUAACAGCAUCCUGGCUUGUAUCAGCAAUGGUGUGACCAACAGGACCAGGGCAGUGAUUGUUCCCCUGUACUCAGCACUGGUGAGGGUGCACCUCGAAUCUUGUGUUUAGUUCUGGGCCUCUCACCACAAGAAGGACACUGAGGUACUGGAGCGUGUCCAGAGAAAGGCAAUGAAGCUGGUGAAGGAGCUGGAACACAAGUCUUGUGAGGAAUGGCUGAGGGAGCUGGGGUGUUUAGCCUGGAGAAAAGGAGGCUCAGGAAGAGACCUUAUUUCUCCCUAGAACUACCUGAAAGUAGGCUGUGGUGAAGCAGAGGUUGGUCUCUUCUCUCAAGUAACAAGCAAUGGGAUGAGAGGAAAUGGUCUCAAGUUGCACCACAGAAGUUUAGGUUGGAUAUUGAGAAAAACUUCAUCACUGAAAGGGCUGUCAGGCAUUGGAACAGACUACUGAGGAAAGUGAUUGAGUCACCAUCACUGGAGGUAUUUAAAAGCCACUUAGAUGUGGCACUUGAGGGCAUUGUUUGGUGGUGGACUUGGGACUGCUGGGUUAACAGUUGGACUCGAUGAUCUCAAAGGUCUUUUCCAACCUAAAAAAUUCUAUGAUUUGGCAAAGUUUCAAGGGAAUUUUAUUUGUUAGCUGCUCAUACUUUGGGUGCAUAUAUUACAGUGUCUGCAGGUAAGAACUGCUCCCAGUUCUUUUUCAGACAGUCAAGGAAAGCUGGAGAAAAACACAGUCCUACAGAAAGGAGCUGAUCAAUGUUUCUUGUUCUUUGCAGAAGUUUGCAAUCAUUACUACAGAAUGUUUUUAUUCAGGAGGGAAAUGUCAGUGUUAAUGUAUAAUCUCCCAAACACUCAUCUGGAAAGUGUGUUGGCCAAAUUUCUUCUGUGUUUGUGAAUUAUUAUUAUGUUUUCACUCCCUGCCCCUGACUACUCUCUGCUAUUGCUAGGCAAGGCUAAAGAACUGGGAUUUGUUGCUAAAAGCCUGGUGUGUCUCAGCAGUGGGUGCUUUGUGCUCUUUACCAACAGACAUAGCAAACCCAUGAAGGCUGCAAAGCAAUUUGGAAUAUUAGUAGGCGUGGGAUACCAUAUAGUUGUAAGACUUUGGCCCAGGCAAUGAAAUGCUUUAGAGCUGUCUGGGAAGGUGCUUCAGUGGGUACUGAGCUCUGUGCUGACUUACAGGGCCCAAUCCCUAAAGUUGAUGCACGGGAGGCAGUUGAGAUAGGACAGUUCUGUCAGCACCACCAUCGGCGGGAAUAUUCAGGAACUGAAAACAUGGCUGGAAUUGGUUUUAAGUGACCUUCACUAGCACAUCUGUGAAUCUGGAACUUGGAGUGAUUGCACAGGUUCUGAUAUGCUUCAUGUUCUUGUCUCCCUAAAUGCAGGUUAGAAAUGAGAAAAAUCCAUUGGACUUACUCAUGACUUGAAGUUAAGCGUGUACAUCAAUGUUGCUUGGCCAUGACUAGUUGGUUUUAAGUAGAGAUAGAGCAUAUAGAACAUUAAGACAGCUCUCAUAUUUGUAAACAUGCAUAUAAAAUCAGAUAUCUGAGUGCAGACUUUGUUGGUGGCUUGUUUAAAAAUAUUUUAAUUACGACUUUCUCAGUGAUUUACAGUUAGAUGAAUCAGGAUCCCUCAGCAAAAUUUUUAUAAUGUGUUGGUUGUGUUAUAUGUUUUGGGAGCAGACAGGGUAGACAACUACUUUAGGAUGUUAAUUGUUAGUAGUCCUAAUAGUCUGGAGCUUGAAAUAACUUCAACUUUCAAUGAAUAGCUCACUGUCUUGGAUCCUGGAGUGCCUCCUGCAGAGGAAAGUGCUUGCUCUGGGGAAACACAGAGCUAGCCAUUGCUCUGAUGCUCUGAAAUCAGGGGUACACGUGUCUGCAGUGAGCUUCCAGGUCUGUUCAUGUAUGGGAGCCACUGCUGCAAGAGCUGACGAGUUUGGUGUGAAUUUGCACCUGUUUCUUCAGUUCCCCAGGCAUAUCCUUGGAGCUGUGUUCCGGUCAAUGUGGGCAAGUAUCAUUUGCAAAGUGAACCAAAACCAAGAAGGAAGAAGGUAUCAUCCAGUUACUUGGGACCUUUCUCAGGAAACUAAGCACGAGAAUAGGGCACAUGAAGAUAAGUCUUGUACUUGAAAGUAGUGAUGUCCUGAAAUGCCUGUGUAACUCCAUGGCCAAAUCAGGACAGAUUUUAUUUGCAAAAAUCAAGGUAUUGAUAUUCUGAAUAAAAGGCAUAUACAUCAAAAAGCUCCUCUUUGAAGACAUUAAUGUGGUGGAAAUUCUGAUGGAGGUGUUCUCAUGCAUGUUUGAAGGCUGUGCUUUCUUGGUUUUUUUCAGCAUUUUGAGGUGUGCAGCUGAUGAGUCCCAGUUAUUGAAAGACCAGCCUGAAUUCAGCAGACCAGCCUCGGUUCAGUAUCACCUUUAUAAUUUUGGUGGGCUGACAGAUCUGUCCGUGGCAGUGGCCCUUGAAACACAGAUUAACCAGAAGUCAGCAAUGUCAUUUUACCCUCCCAUGUGCAUGUGACCAAAUCUGGAUUUUGUGUGGCCGCAGGCAGAGACAGGUGCAGAGACAGGAGACGCCAAUGCGAUGCACAGCCGGUGUCAUGCCACGGCCUGGUUUGUCUGCCAGCACUCGGAGCUGCUGCAAGGGCAGGUAGAGCUGAUGCCGUGGCAGAGAUGGAGGUGUUUGACAGGGCUGUGAUUAUGUUCUCACCUGGCAUUCUUUGCUUUUGUUUCACAUGACUGGUGUGCCUCAGCAGAGGCUGAACCUCAUCCUGAUCCUGACCAGCCAGGUAAUGGGCAUGCCCUGAGAGGGGCUGAGGAAGGAUCAGAAGGGGUUGCAGAAGGGUAAGCGGCUUUCUGCUGUCAGCUGAGUUUUUCAGGAUUAAUCAGUAAGGUGAAUGUAUUUUGCAGCUCAUCACAUGCCUUCCCCUUUCUGAGGGACUGCUCAGCUUACUUUAGAGGAGAGGUUAGUUGGGAGAAGUUAGUUGGCCUUUUCCUCAUUACAGUUACUCAAUAAAGUUUGCCUUUUUGAUUUUGACCAUGUUCAAAUUAGAUGUGAAAUUAGGAAACGGCAUCUUUUUAAGAAUUUAUAGGUGUAUUUUGUCAAGGUUGGGUAGGAAAUCCUUGGGUUUAUUUGUCCCUUUAGAAACAAAUAUUGACUGUUAGACCUCUUUAAAAGGUUUUGAUCCACGCUUUUUCUUUUGAAAGCUGGUCUUGGUUAAGUAUUGUGGGAAAACAAACAAACAAGAAGUUUAAAAAGCCAAACUUUUUUAACAGCUAUGAAAAAGUGUUCAUUCGUUUUGGUUUGCAUGGGGAAAAAAAGAGAUGUGUUUUCUUAAAAAGGGAACAUUUUUUUUUGACUUUCCAAAUUUUGCUAAAAGAGCAACAUUUUUUUGGUCCUGCAGUGUCUUUUUAGUUUGUGGGGUUUUUUCCAUUCCAUCAUAUCUAUUUUUAAUGUUAGUGCUGAGGGGCUGUACAGAACUAAAAUUAGUUAGACACUAUCUUUAUUUCCUUUUUUUUUUUUUUCCUUCUUUUUCUUUUUUUUCUCUCUCACUGAUCAAAAUUGCAAGCAAGUUCAUUGUAGGGAUGCUGGAAGUCCUGGUUGUGCUGCUGAUGGGGGUGAGGGUCAUCAGGUGUCUCUGCAGCCAUCAAACCUGGGGCAGCUCUGGAUUGCCAGCCUCCUGGUGGGUGAGCUGGGAUGGCUGCUUUUGUCUGGAGCUGGAGGGUGAAGGAUGCCACGAUGUUAUGUCUGAGGUGAUAUGCACCUCAUAAGGUUUUUCCAUGAGUGGGGCUUCCACUGCCACAGCCAAACACUCACUGUGGGGUGAUGUUAGGAAACGUCCAGGGACCCUUGACAAAAGAGUCAGAUGCCCAUGAGGUCUCUGAGAGCAUCACAGCUGCCAGCACCAAACCUGGUCCCAGCCACAGCCCCAGGCCAGUUUGGGAUAGAUGGUGGUACAUGGCAGAAGGAAAGCUGUUGGGGGGCUCCUCUACACUCUCCAGCCCCUCUCAGAAUAGGGCAGGGGAGCCCUUGGAUGGUUGUUGGAGGGGGCAGAGUGGGCUGUGGGGAAAGUGUCAAGUGGUGGGUUGCUGCAGGAAGAUUUGGGCUGCACCUGCGGCCUGGAUAAUGCCACUGUUCCAGUGGCCAGGGGGGACCCCUGCUCUGUUUAUGAGCUGGAGCAUGACCCCAUAUCCUGAUGAGGAGACGGUGCCAUUGCUCCUGGUUACUUUGCCUUAAAUACCACCGACAGCUGGGUACUGCCUUUGUUUCCAUAGUGCUGCUUUAAGAGAAUGAGUAAUUGGUCUACUCCUCAUUUGGCAAAUGGGAGUUUAAAGCAAGCCCUAUGUUCCCACUGGAGUUAGAUUCGAAGCAGCCUGGUGGUUUUUUUUUUUUUUUUUUACAUGAAUUGCAGUGUUUGACUGUGUGACACUCUGUCGUGUCAGAAGGGAUUUGUUUACCCCUGUUGGACUCAUUGGCUCUGUCAGCAGAGCUCACUGUUACUGAGUGGGGGAAACAGGAGCUGGGAUAUAUAGGUCCUACAGAAAUUCUGCAAAUGUGGUGUUUGAUUUAAAAACCAAACUGAACCUGAUGUUUCAGAUCUGGAGGACUGUUUCCAUCCAAUUAUAGCACUGCAAGUAACACAUUUUGAUCUUUAAAACCUUGGCAAUGUCCCUCCAGAUCUAUAUUCUCUUUGAAAAAAUACUGCCUGAAAUAUUUCUGCAGCAACAGUUCAGGCACAAAUUUGCUUUUGUCAGUGAUGUCUGCUCAAGUAAUCAUGACAGUUUCAUACUAUUUUCCUUGAAAGGGCUGUAUCUGUCAGAUGCUAAGCCUUACAAAAUAUUGCCUGCUGGAAAAGUGUGUUAUGUGCAGAUUUAUGCAGGGCAACUCACCAAGUGAAAUUUCUGUGGCAGGGGAUGAAUUCAAGUGGGUCUUGUCCUUAGAUGUUUGAAUAAAAAUAUGAAUCUGUUUUCUGACAAGUUUGGCCUACCCCCCCCCCCCCCCCCCCCCAAAUACCGCAAAAGUGUGACUUGGACAUGUGAUAGGAAUAAAGCAAAUUAUGCUCUCUAAAUGCAGAAUUAUGUUGGAUGGCCCAGUAAGUGGCAUAUGGAAAUGGAUACACGUAGCAUAGAUGUGAGUCAUGCCCAUGCAUGUCAGCAGCUGUGGUCCAGAGGAGCACCCAGGUCAUGUUGUUUAAUCUCAUGGACCAAGAGCAUCAGAGGUACUGAAUGAGGAGGCUUUCAGCAGUUGACCAGUGCUACGGGUGUUUGUGUGUGCUGUGCUGUGCCUCGGGUGUUCAUUAGUGCCUGGUGAACAGUGCAGGAGCUCAUUUUGGUAGCUGUACCUCUGAUGAGGCAUCAGUGUGCUGUCAUCCCAUGCUCGUGCUGUGUCCUGGUGAUGAACGGCAAGGACAAGGGUCUGUUUGGGUUUGAUCCCUUUCCAGAGCAUUGCAGUGAGCACAGCUUUGAGCCUACUGGUGAACGCAGGCCAUCGUAUUCAGCUGGUGGAGUGUAUUCACCACUGUGGAGUGGUGUUCCUCUGCACCGCACGGGUUGCUGGUGGGAGGGUAGAUCUAAUUUUCAGACCAGUGACCCCAGUCUUUACAGCUCUGCCUUGGUGGAGAAAAGUGUUGCAACAUAAAUCAGCUCCAUACCGGUGGUUUUGGGCAAUCCUCUUUGACGGCCAUCAGGGAGGGCUUCUUUUGCAUUCCUUCCCUAUGGAAGUACCCUAAUGUGAAAUAUUUCUCAGCAGAGGUUUCUACAGCUCCAUGAGAAAUUGGGAAGAUGAAAUGGUAUGUCUUUGUACAGCACAGGAAUCCCAGUCAGUGAAAACACUGUGUGUCACUACAGUGAUAAACUCUUAGUACCACAUCUUGGUUGCACCCAGGUUUACUCCCAGGUUUUUCAAGACCAGAGGAGAUCAUUACGGGCAUUUGGUCAGACUUGAGCAUAAAAAGGAUUGUGGUAUUUCAUGUAAUGUUUUUUACAUUCAGCUCAACAAGCUAAAGCUGAAACAUGUGCUUCCAAAAGGCAUUCAGCUUUUGCAGAACAAAUAAAAUCCUGCCCCAGUUUGAAGCAAUUGACAAAAGUAUCAUUUGCUUCAGCAGUGCCAGAGUUUCCAACUAAGCUUCCAAGUGACCCAGAAUUUACCACUUCUCUUAUUCCAGUCUAAUUAUACUCAAGUAAAAAUUUGCUUUACUGGGGACAGUAAGGCAAACAAGAUGUGAUUGUUGUUCUCUUAUAAGCUCCCUAAACAAUAAGUGCUUUUUUAAGCUGCACUGGCUGUGUUGAUGUUUUCACUGGGCACUAUCACUGUAUGUGUUCUUCUCUCAUUCCUUAGCUUUUACCUUUCCUCAGAUGUACAGGUUUUUAUUUUUCAGGAUACUUGAAGAAGGCAAGUCCCAAAGAAAGGGGUGUGCAAUCCAGCAAGAAUAAAGUAUAUGUAGAUGGGUAUAGGGUGAGGGAUAUAUCCAGCUAGCUGCAGUGUACAAGGUUUAACUAACAAAAUGAAGCAACACAUUUUUAAAUGUGGACUCUAAUGCUGUAGCUGCAUUAUGUUGUUUAUCUAUAAACUUACAUGAGACAUAUGUUAUUUUAGCACUAUUAUAUUACUACUUUAUAAAGCCAUAUUUAAAAUUGUACACUUAAUUGUAACAUAACUUUAAAUUGUGCACUGUGUUGAUCCAUGUACAUAUAUAUGAAAAUCUGUAUAUUUUGUCUUUAUGCUGUAUGUCAUUGGUGUGUAAAUUAUAACUAAUGGAUCUAAAAUA